Messenger RNA from Symbiodinium necroappetens, 1983 nucleotides. The record is from the annotation of a GenBank genome assembly. Lineage: Eukaryota; Dinophyceae; Suessiales; Symbiodiniaceae.
AUGCCAUCGGACACAGGUGGAUCUCCGGCAGGCCUCCCGCAGGAGCUUGAGGCUUCUUCGGCUGCCUCUUCCUGGGAAGUGGUUACCCCGUCUGAUAAAGGGGUUCAUAGAAACUUGGAGAGGACAGUGGCGGCUGCUUACCAGACUUUGGAGGUGGGUCCCGUAAAGCAUGUUUGGGAGGAUGACUUUUGGGGCAGCCUCUUCGCGGCUAGCCCUCCGGAUGCUUCGAAGAAUUUCUAUGGAGCCUCUUUGAAGAGGCCGCUGCAGCCUGAGCUCCCGGAGACUCAGGUUGUACCCGCGGCGGUUAAGCCUAGGCCGGCUGAGCGAGCAGACUUGAGAUUCUACGAGAUGUCAGUCGUCAGGAGAACGGCUGUUACCUGGAAGCAGGUUCGCGAAGAUCAGUUGGCCGAGGCUGUCGGUUCCUGGGCAGUUUUCAUAUCACGAUGGUCUGCGGGAGUGCAGGUCAGAGAUCAGAUUUGCAGCUUGGAUUCGGGCGAGGCUAGGCAGUCUAUGGUUGCGGAUGUUUUGGGGAACAAAGCCCCUUCCACAUUGAGGAAGAGGCUGAGGUAUGCUUUGGGUGUUGAGGAGUUGGACUUGAGCGUCAAGAGCAGGAGGAGCAGUGCUGUUAUGCACCUAUACGAGGGCUCGAUGGUCGGAUCUCAUGCACGCCGAAGGCCUAGUCAAGUCUACGACUAUGACAACUCUCAAAAUCUGGCAUAUGUUGAAUGUCCGGUUGCCUACCACAAGAAUAUGAGGAGCAGGGUCAUGCGGCACGAUCUUCUGCCAAUGAUUGCUCCGGGCCUUGGGGUGGUGGGCCCAAACUGGGCGCGCCUGUGGAAGUUGGCAAGACAGGAGCUCGGGCUUGUGGAUCCGCCGGAUUUCCCGGUGAUGCCAGCCCCAGAUAAGAGUGGGGCUCCUACUGUGAGGCCACUGGACACCGAGGAGAUGGGUCGCUGGCUGCGGUGUAUCCUUACAGGGUCCAGCGCCAAGCAGGGCGAAAAGAAAAUAUCAUCGCACAGCUGCAAGUGCACCAUGUUGAGUUAUGCCGCAAAGCGAGGCAUAAGCAUCACGGAUCGCCAGCUGCUUGGUUAUCACACAACUCCACAUCGCAUGGCUUUGACUUACUCUCGUGACUCAGCAGCUCACCCGUUGAUGAUUUUGGGUAAGCUGAUUGGGGAGAUCCGGGAGAAGAAAUUUCUCCCAGAUGAGACCAGGAGUGGACGCCUGGUAGGAGAUGCAGAUGAUGUCUCUUUUGGCUACAAGGCCCCGAUCGUAGUCAUCAAGGACGAGGAGGUGGAGGAGCCUCCCCCUCGGGAGGCAGAGCUGAGAGCCUCCCUUCCGGAGCCUCAGGACACUCAGCACGAUGAGGAAGUCGACGAGCAUGUGACCACGGGCUCGUCCUCCAGUGACUCCGCUCCUGAGGUGGCAGAGGGACGGCAGGUAGAGUCGGUAGAGGGUCUCAUGUCGACUGUCAUCGACAGCGAUGCUGCCUUCAAGCAGAGGUGCGUCGAGUCGGCAGGGGACCAGGCCUUGCACGCCAAGUUGUGUGAACAGGGCAUUAAGAAUUUCAAGACCCUGGCCUUUGCAAUAGGGUCGCCACAACAGCCUCCAACGGAGGCGCAGUUCGAUGCUUUCAGUGUGAGGGUGUACGGUACAGACCCCACAAUGGGGCAGACUGCCGUGUUGCGACACUUGCAUUCUGAAGCGACGACGUUGGUAGUGCAGACAUAUCGCGAUAUGGUCACGCAUGACCCUUCGGAUUUUUCGCAUACCAGGAAAGUCCCAGUGCCAGAGAAAAGGGCUAGGCUGGACAUGCAGCGGCGGAGGCUCUCCGGGAUGGAAAUCUCGGGAGAGCUCGAACCUUCACACCAGCUCUUGGACCUCAUAAAUCAGCAAUAUGAGUCGGGGAUCAUUACCUGGGUUCCGGCAUCGAAGUGCUCGAAGCGGGAAGCUGGCAACACUCUCAUUGAAAAUGAGAUGUAA